CAACGUUAUGUUGGUAUUAGAACUUACAGCUCUCACUUAAUUCUUGCUUUGGCAGAAUACUAUUACUUGAUGAAAUAUUCUGUAUGCAGGCUGAGCUAGUAUGGAUUCAUUGCAGGGAAGAGUUAGAAGAGGGUACUGAAGCUGCAAAAUUUCUGGAAUAUUAUAUUCAACAGAUAGCAACAGGAAGUUAUAGUUACUUAAAACAGGAUAUAGCUUUGUUGCGAAAAAGAACCUUACAAAAGGCUAUUGAAGAUUUGCCUCCUCGAAAAUAAGCAGAUUUUGUUGAAGUGCUUAAGUAGGAAAAAUGUUCCAAUUCAUGUUUCUGAAAGCUUUUGAUGCAUUCAGUACUUGCUUACGAAGAGCUUUUUUCACAAUUGUCAAGCGUUCCCAGGAGGUACCUAAGAAAAAGAAGAAGCCAUUUUUGCGAAAAAAAGAAGGCUCUGAGAACAAGAAAGAAACCAUUUUUGCCAAAUAAACGUGCUCCAGUUUCAUCCCUCGCUCCAUCUCCAAUCCCUGCAACUGUUCAGUCUCCCACUCCCUCUCCAGGUCCUGCAGCAGUUCCAACCCUUGCUCCAUCUCCAGGUCCUGCAACUGUAUCACCAGUUUAUGCUCCAGUUCCUUCUAUUGAAGUGCCCACUAGCUCUCCUCCAGCUGUGCUGCCUCCUUCUCCAGUUGUAAAACCUCCUGCAAAGCCUCCAAAACUUCUAACUCACACCAAUUCUUCUAAACCUUUGCCUGUUAAUCCUCCAGAUAAACCACAAAAUGGUCCUAAUUCUGCGGGAAAUAAUCAAGAGCAUCGAAAUUAUUUAAUUGCUGCAGUGGCUGGAUGUUCGGUUGCAGGAAUUGCCUUUUUAGCUCUGUUGAUAUUCUGUGUUAAUAAUAAAAGGAAAGAAAUAGCUCCAAAUGAAUGGGAAACCGCCUCUGAAUUCAAAUGCAGGUUCUUCUCUAAAUGUCAAGAGUGCAUCUGCUGUAAAUGAUGCUGAUCCUCAUAAAUCUUCUGAAGCCGACGUGGAACUGUCAAAACCUGAUAUGAAUGCAAAUGCUCAUGCACCAAUACCACUUCCUCCUGGAAAAUCUGCACCUCCACCUCCUGGUCCCUCCUGGUUCUCCUCCUCCUAAACCACCUGUUCCGAGCCGACCUCCACCUCCAAAAUUUUGCCCUCCUAAUCCACCACAACCUGGUAAUUUGCCAAAGCCUUUACCUCUUGGAGCACAUCAGAGAAGAUGUUCUUCUGAGACCGGGGGAAGUGACUCAUUGGGUGAAUCUGACGCUUCCUAAAGCAAAAUUAAAACCAUUCUUUUGGGACAAGGUUCUUGCUAACCCUGAACACCUAUGGUUUGGCUUGAAAUAAAAGCCAGCUUGUUCCAGUUUAAUGAGGAGAUGAUGGAUUCUUUGUUUGGAUAUUUACCAGGAGACCAAGGGAAAAAUGAUCGAAGAAAAGCUUCCU
Solanum tuberosum (potato) is the source of this 1448-nucleotide messenger RNA. RefSeq names its product proline-rich receptor-like protein kinase PERK2. The record is from RefSeq and is a predicted model, not a curated record. Lineage: Eukaryota; Viridiplantae; Streptophyta; Magnoliopsida; Solanales; Solanaceae. The transcript is spliced from 3 exons. The coding region runs from base 336 to 977 and encodes 213 amino acids.